UGGACUCCCGGGGUAGAUGAACCUCCUGGCAGCUGCGGGCCUGGACCCCCGCCCUCCAGACAUGGCCCCAGGCCACCUCGAUCCCUAGCCUUUCAGGGGUGCGGGCAGCCUAAGCGCCACCACCCCGGGGUCUGUGCCAUGCCCCUGACCCGGGCACAGCCCGCUGCGGGCGCAGAGGAAACGGUGGCCCCGACUGUGGACCUGGUGCUGGGCGCCUCCGCCUGCUGCCUGGCCUGUGUCUUCACCAACCCCCUGGAGGUGGUGAAGACACGGCUGCAGCUGCAAGGGGAGCUGCAGGCCCCGGGCACCUACCCGCAGCCCUACCGGGGCUUUGUGGCCUCAGUGGCCGCCGUGGCCAGAGCAGAUGGGCUGUGUGGCUUGCAGAAGGGGCUGGCCGCCAGCCUCCUCUACCAGGGCCUCAUGAACAGCGUCCGCUUCUACUGCUACGGCCUGGCCUGCCAGGCUGGCCUCACCCAGCAGCCAGGUGGCACCGUGGUGGCAGGUGCUGUGGCUGGGGCGCUGGGAGCCUUCGUGGGGAGCCCCGCUUAUCUGAUCAAAACGCAGCUGCAGGCCCAGACGGUGGCCGAGAUGGCCGUGGGGCACCAGCACCAUCACCAGAGCGUCCUGGGCGCCAUGGAGACCAUCUGGCGGCAGCAGGGCCUGGCAGGUCUGUGGCGGGGUGUGGGUGGGGCUGUGCCCCGAGUCAUGGUUGGCUCAGCUGCCCAGCUGGCCACCUUCGCCUCUGCCAAGGCCUGGGUGCAGGAGCGACAGUGGCUCCCAGAAGACAGCUGGCUGGUGGCUCUGGCCGGAGGCAUGAUCAGCAGCGUAGCUGUGGUCGCGGUCAUGACCCCCUUCGAUGUGGUCAGCACACGGCUCUAUAAUCAGCCCGUGGACGGGGCUGGCAGGGGCCAGCUGUAUGCGGGCCUCGCUGACUGCCUGGUGAAGAUCUGGAGACAGGAGGGCCCCCUGGCGCUCUACAAGGGCCUGGGCCCCGCCUACCUGCGCCUGGGCCCCCACACCAUCCUCAGCAUGCUCUUCUGGGAUGAGCUCCGGAAGCUGGCCAGAUAGGGCCGGAGCCGGGCACCUAGGCGGCGUCGCUCAGCCCCACAUCCUGAUGCAGGCUCCACUGACACCUUUGCCCGGUGA
Molecule: messenger RNA, 1146 nt
Organism: Molossus molossus (Pallas's mastiff bat)
Lineage: Eukaryota; Metazoa; Chordata; Mammalia; Chiroptera; Molossidae
Gene: SLC25A34
Product: solute carrier family 25 member 34
Exons: 6
Source: RefSeq, a predicted model, not a curated record